Callorhinus ursinus (northern fur seal) is the source of this 1488-nucleotide messenger RNA. RefSeq names its product IGF like family receptor 1 (gene IGFLR1). NCBI's taxonomy places the organism in Eukaryota, Metazoa, Chordata, Mammalia, Carnivora, Otariidae. Gene Ontology annotation, cellular component: plasma membrane. The record is from RefSeq and is a predicted model, not a curated record.
GUGCUAUUCUAAGUGCUUUACUUCAAGCAAUGAUGUUAAUUCUUCACAAUAGACCUUUGAGACAGGUACUGUCAUCCCAUUUUAGGGUUGAGAAAAGACGUAAGGAAGAUGGCAGAGGUGGGAUAUGAGUCCCAUCGUUGUGGUUCCGGACUCCUCAUUCUAGCCAUCUUGAGGCCUUGCUGGCCCUUCUCAUAAUGGGCCAGGAGCUGGACUAGGGGCUAGGGGUAGACUCCCAUCUUCCAAAGGGGUCUGGGGAUCCCAUGCCCCCACAUCACUGCUUCCUUCUUCUGCCCGGGUUUCCUGGAAAGUGUGACAGAAGCGCUGCGGUCGGAAGUCCUGCGGUCACGGCCCCCCUCGAGGCUGCAGACCUCGCCCGGAUGGGGGGGCCCCGGUGCCUCCUCCUGACUGCCGCGCUGCUCCUGGCCCCGGCGGCGCCUCGGGGGGCCUCCCAGCACUGCGGGCGCCUCGAGUACUGGAACCCUGAUAACCGGUGCUGCGGCAGCUGCCUGCAGCGCUUUGGGCCGCCCCCCUGCCCGGACUACGAGUUUUCGGAAAACUGCGGGCUCAAUGACUCUGGCGAUCACGUGUCCCGCCCCUUCAAAGAGUGUCCUAUUGGACAGUGCAACCCCGACAAUGCGGAGCUAUGUAGCCCCUGUGGCGGCGGAGCCACGGCGCCUGCUCCCGCGGGGAGCCGGAGCGGAACACAGCGGCGCUGCAGAGAGAGGUCGGUCCCUCCGAAGGAGCCCUGCCCCCUGAAGUCUGGGAGACCAGUGGUCCUUAGCUCCCAGGAGCCCGGCCCAUCGGCGAUCUCCAGUCUUUCGUGGACAUUGGAGCGCAAGGUCGCUCAGCAGGCCUUGCCGGAUUUUGCCCUGCCGGUCGUGCUGGUUCUCAUGGUGCUGGGUCUGCUGGUGACCUCAGCAGUGAUCCUCCUGCUCGCCCAGCGGUGCCACCGCCGGGCGAAAGUUGUCCUCCACCCAUGUCCUGGCGUGGUUUGUGGCAACACCAACAUCCAUACCCUCUUCCCCGCACACUCGUCCUCUUCAGGCUCCCAGGAGGCAUCCGAGGCAGGGGCCCCACCGAAGGAGGCGGCUCUGGUUCCACUCGUGGGCAGAGAACUGCCGAAGCUGGCCUCGCAGCCCCUGUCUCGCCUGCUGGAGGAGCUGGAGGUGCUGGAGGAGCUCGUGGUGCUGCUGGAUCCCGAGCCUGGGCCGGGUGGGGGGACGGCCUGUGGCACCACGAGACACCUGGCAGCGAGGUACGGGCUGCCUGCCGCCUGGUCCACCUUCGCCUACUCACUGCGGCCCAGGUGCUCGCCGCUGCGGGCCUUGGUUGAGAUGGUGGUGGCGAGGGAGCCCUCUGCUUCUCUGGGCCAGCUCGGCACACACCUGGCCCAGCUGGGGCGGGCAGACGCGCUGCAGGUGCUGUCCAAACUCGGCUGAUCCGGGCCUUGCCCAGCCUCGUUCUCAAUAAAGUUUCCCGUGAAAUAAG